UUAUCACUAUACUCACCCUGAGCUAUCUCUCUCUCGCUCUCUCUCCCUCCCUCUCUUUAUCUAACACUGUCACCCACUUGCGGAAAAUCAUGGCCGACAGAAACACCCGGGUUAGUGUUAAGAGGAAAGAGAAGAAGGUAGAAAACAAAACAAAUGAUGACAAGGACAAAGAAAAAGAAAAGGAGAAGGAGAAAAAUUUGAAAAAGCCUGACAAACUUGUGAAAAAGCCAGAGAAGACCCCAGAGAAGACCCCAGAGAAGACCCCAGAGAAGACCCCUGAGCAGCCCAAGAUGGAUAAAGAGAAGCGGAAUGGGGAAAGUGGAGGCGCAACCGGAGCGGAAGCAAUAAACAGUGAAGAAAAUGGAGAGUUUCAACCCAUAGAAUUGCCACCGUUUGAGAUUGUCACAGGGGAACAGAUGAGCCCAUUCUACUUCAAGUUUCAGUUCAGGAAUGUGGAGUACUCAUCCGGGAGGAACAAGACUCUGCUGUGUUUUAGAGUGGAUACACCAGGAGGCAGCACAGAGCCACUGAAAGGUUAUAUGGAGGAUGAACAUGCCACGGCUCAUGCUGAAGAAGCAUUCUUUCAACAGGUGCUCCCUAUUGCUUCCCAAGAGUAUGAAGUCACUUGGUAUGUAUCAUCCAGUCCUUGUGCGGCUUGUGCAGCCAAGUUGGCCAACAUCCUCCAGCAGCGCAAGAAGGUCCGUCUCUGCAUGUUCUGCUCCCGUCUCUUUGACUGGGAGGAGCCAGAGAUAGUAGAAGGGCUCCGGGCUCUGGUGAACGCCGGCUGCAAAUUGCGGAUGAUGAAGCCGGUUGACUUCGUACAUGUUUGGGAAACGUAUGUGGAGAAGGAGGACCUGACCUUUGAACCCUGGGAGGAUUGUCAGGAGAACUAUGACUACUAUGUGGAGAAACUGGCUGAUAUCCUCAAGUAGAUAGUUCAUGCACACCACGGACAAGAUCUUCCCACUGACUGUACCACAAAUCGGCCUACUUGUUAAAUCUCCACUGGUUGAACUUGCAGUCUCAUCUGACGGUGUAGAUCAGUAUAAGUUUAAAUGAACACUCAUGGCAACAUUUUGUAAUUUAUAUUUUGAUAAUUUCAUAGGGAGACACAAAAUGCUUGAUUGGCAUUAAUGAAGCAUCACCUACUGUUAAAAAUAUAAUUAUUUUUAAAGAAGAAAGCAAUAACAGCAGACUAACUUACAUUUAAUUACAUCUGGGGCCAAAUGCAUCAAUCCCCCGACUAAAACAGUGUGCACAGUACACACAAAGACAGAAAUAUGCAUAAGAAUGUAUAUGCACCUCUAAAACAGACUUUACAAAGAGCUUCUCAAAUUACAAUAAAAUCAAAAGAUCAUCAAUGUCUCAAAUGUAAAA
Molecule: messenger RNA, 1377 nt
Organism: Etheostoma spectabile (orangethroat darter)
Lineage: Eukaryota; Metazoa; Chordata; Actinopteri; Perciformes; Percidae
Gene: apobec2b
Product: apolipoprotein B mRNA editing enzyme, catalytic polypeptide-like 2b
Exons: 4
Coding region: 90-932 (280 amino acids)
Biological process (GO): cytidine to uridine editing
Cellular component (GO): nucleus; cytoplasm
Molecular function (GO): RNA binding; cytidine deaminase activity
Source: RefSeq, a predicted model, not a curated record